UCUCCUUCUGCAACCUCUCGGCAUGGAGCCUUCAAUUUGACAACUUAACUUCUUUAUUUUUCUGCUUCUGUGUCUCAAUUCUGAAGAGUCGCUGCUUUGCUCUGUGAGCUCUCUCAUUUUCUCUACCAGCCACAUCAACGUCUGCUUCUGCAACAAUCAGUGCCCGAUCGAAGAAGAAGAAGCAAUGCUCACAUCAAAAUCCAAAUCUAGCAUGUCAGAUUCGUCUAGUAACAAAAGCACACCCGCAACCCCUAGGGUUAGUAAAAUUGGGAGGCCGGGAUCUGCCAAGGUGGAGCCUAAUUCGCCUUCUCCGCUGCAAAACCCACGUCCUUCAGUCGAACGGUCACCGAGAUCGGUUAAUUCGAAGUCUACUGCUGAUCGCCGCUCGCUCGGGAUCAGCACUCCUCCCGAUAAGCAUCCACGGCCAUUGAGGGGAUCGGAGCUCCAGGCACAACUUACUCUAGUGCAGGAAGACCUGAAGAAGGUGAAGGAAAAAUUGGAUUUUGAAGAGAAGGAGAAGGCUCGAGCUCUUGAAGAGCUGAAGGAAGCAAAAAAGGCAGUGCAGGAGGCAAAUGAGAAGGUGGAGGACGCUCUCCUUUCUCAGAAGCUUGCUGAGGAGAGUUCAGAACUUGACAAGUUCCGUGCUGAUGAAGUAGAGCAAUCAGCAAUUGAAGCUGCUCAGAAGAGGGAGGAAGAAUGGCUGGAAGAGCUUGGAAAUGUCAGAAAUCAGCAUGCUUUUGAUGUUGCAGCACUGCUUUCUGCAACGCAAGAGCUUCAGAGGGUGAAGCAAGAGCUGCUGAUGACUACUGAGGCAAAGAAUAGCGCACUAGGCCAUGCUGAUGAUGCUAUGAAGAUUGCUGAGAUCAAUCUAGAGAAGAUGGAAAUGCUAUCUGGAGAAGUCAGCCAUCUUAAAUCCUUGCUCGAGUCUGAGCAUGAAAGCCAUUCCAAGGAGAUGGCAGAGAUGAUCAAUAAGUUUGAUUCUGAGGCUGAGGUUUUGAAGAUUGAACUUAGAAAGGCAAAGGAUGCUGAGGAGAAGCUGGUUGAUGUGGAAGCAUUAGUUGAAAUGCUGAAGGUUCAGGCAUUAAAUGCAAAGAUAGCUGAAUCAAAUGCACUUUAUCUUGUAGAUGAGCAGAAGAAGAAGUUAGAGCUUUUAGAAUCUCAGUUGGAGGAAGCCAGUAUUUCUGAAAGCACGGUGAAUUAUUCACUUGCUUUGGUGAUGAAGCAGCUAGAAGAAAAGGAGGUUGUGUGUAAUGAUGCCAAAUCCGAAAUUGAAUCUCUCAAUGUCAAGGUUGAAGGUUUGGAGCUUGAGGUAGCCAGGCAUAAUGAAGAUCUUAAAGAAUCGGAUCAAAGACUUGAUUUGGCAAAGCAGGAAAUUUUGAAUAUGGAAAAGAAAGCUGAAUUGAUAAAGUUUGAGAUCCAAAAAGCGGAGGAGGAGAAGGAAAACGCACUGAACAACGAGAAAAUUGCAUGUUUUAAUGUAGAAAGCCUUACCCAAGAAAAUAACAAGCUUGCAGUUGAGCUGGAGAUCACUAAAGAGGAAUUAGGCAAAGCUAAGAAGUCUAUGGAAAGCUUGGCUUCUGCAUUGCAUGAAUUAUCUAUGGAAUCCAGGGACACUCAAGAAAGGCUUUUGAUUAAGCAAGGCCAGCUUGACAUUGCCUCUGCUGAGGCAGAGGAAUUGAAAUCAGCCCUAAAAAAUGAACAAGAAAAGCAUGAGCAAAUUCUUGAUGAAGCCAAACAUGAGAUUGUUUGUCUUAAAAAAAACAUUGAGAAAUCUGAAAAAGAAACGAAAGAGUUGAGAAUUGAAUGGGAUCUGAAGGAGCAUACUCUAAUCUCUGUCAUUCAGAAAUCAGAGGAAGAAAUUGCUUCCAUCAAACUACAUAAGGACAAUGCUGUUGAGGCAUUCGAGAGACAGAAGGAUGAAGUAAAACUAGCAGAGGAAGAGGCGUGUAAGCUUCAAGAUAAAAUGAGGCUAGUUGAAAAAGAGUUAGUUGCUACCAAAAAAUCCAUGGAAGAGGUGAUGGCUGAGACUUCAAACUUGAAAGAAAGGUUGCUGGAUAAAGAGAAUGAACUUCAGAACAUAACUCAGGAGAACGAUGAACUCCAGAUCCGUGAAGCUGCCGCUUUGGAAAAAAUUAAAGAGCUUUCUGAAUUGCUUACUGAGUUAAGAACCAGUAAGAGUAACGAAAAUGGUGAUGUAAGAGGAAACAGGGAAAAUGGGGAAAACGGAGAACUGUCAGAGAGUCACGCAGAAUUUGAUUUACUUCCACUGCCCACAGUUGACAUGCAAGAGCAAACUGAAACCAAAACAGAAGAAUCAGGAAUUCCUAACAAAGGUGAAGAAAUCCUCAGGAAGGAUACAAAAGUAGUGGAGAUUGAUGAUGCCAAUGGUAAUACUGAGGAAAAUCAUAAUGGACUUGGAAAUUCUGAGGAAGAGGAGUCUGUAAAGAUGGAUGUCAAGCUUUUUGAAGCUGAUAAAAUUAGAGCCAUUGAUAAGCAACUUUCUUCGGAGAGGGAAGACAAUACUGAAUCAGUGGAUGAUGAGCCUGAGUCAAAGAUCGUAAACAACAACCUUUAUUAUGUCAAUGAAGAGAAUGCUAAUAAUGGCAACAACACGUCCCUAGACAAGCAGCAGCAACAACAACAAAAGAAAAAGAAGGCAUUGCUACAAAAAUUUGGUAAUAUGCUGAAGAAGAAAAGUAAUCCCAAGUAGCUGGUAAGCAUUGCCAUAGUUCUAGCUUGUGCGGUCUAAAAUUUGCAACAAUAGUAGUAACUUUAUAUAUAUAUAUAUGAAGCUUGCUUGUUCUCCCUACCGAGUUAUGUUUGAUAUGAGAUCGUCUUCUUGUAUUUUUCAAACUUUCAACUGCAGUUCCCGAUUGGAUUAAAACAUAUAUGCACAAUCAUUUGAUUGUAAUUACAGAAUUUUCUUUUAGUAAUUUGUACUAACUGUAUGAAGAUUUUUG
Dendrobium catenatum is the source of this 2960-nucleotide messenger RNA. Its product is annotated as WEB family protein At3g02930, chloroplastic-like. Bases 185 to 2710 code for a protein of 841 amino acids. Gene Ontology annotation, biological process: reciprocal meiotic recombination. Lineage: Eukaryota; Viridiplantae; Streptophyta; Magnoliopsida; Asparagales; Orchidaceae. The record is from RefSeq and is a predicted model, not a curated record. The transcript is spliced from 3 exons.